UCAUUGUGUUCCCUAAUGGUUGAUUUCUACCAACAGGUGGCAUUUUACGAAAUUUUAAAUGGGCUAUGGGUGAGAAACGGAUUGCAAAUAAAGGGACAGGCGAUGACCUACAUUCAGUGCAACUUUUGCAAUUCGAUGGUAGACGCGGAUCUCUACCUUCUCCAAAUUUGCUCAACGAGGAUACCGGCCGAUUCGUUUCUAAACAUCGUCAUUGACAAAUUUCACAUUAAGGAAUGGAUGAGUCUCACCCCCUACCACGCGCCCCAGAACGCGUACCUGGACGGCGAACAUGACACGCCCAUGCUGGAGAGCUUCCUCACUUUCCUCGCAACUCUAGUCAGUGUUAGAACUAAUUUAGGGCUCUCCGAGACCGCUUUGAAUCGCCUCGAAAUGAUAACGCUGCUGUGCAUGGGCGACAAGACUCACUCGCAGCUGAUGGAGCUCAUGCCGGAACGUUGCGGGACCUCGCAGAGUCGCGAUUUCGAGUCGCUUCUCGCCGAAGUUGCCGAUUAUAAGGCUCCGGCGUUAGAGGCGACCGGAAACAUGCAGCAGGGCAUGUAUGUACCCAAGGCGCAGGUUUGGGAGAAGCAAUACGAUCCCAUACACGUUCUACUGCGGGCGGUGCACAGGAGAGAUUUUCAAACGUCCAUGGAUCGCUACACUGAAUAUUGUCGUCACGCAAACAAAUUGCGAGCGGGCACCACGAGUCUCUGGCCCCCAUUUCGAGUUCCCGCCGAUUGCGGCGCCGCCUACAGCGAUCCUCGCAAUAUUCUUCAAUCCCGUGUCUUUCACGCCGCCGCCUUGGUUAUUUUAUAUAAGGCGGUACGAGGGCACGUUUCCGAGCACGUGAUGGCUCUAGUAAUAUUCCUACUGGAAAUGGCCGUCAUUACCUGCGACAAUACUGACGACGAGAGUUCGAGAAUGUGCGCGACCAAUACGCAACCGUCGCGUGUUUUGAACGAUAUGGAUUUGGCAUCGUGGUUCACGUCUGACUCGCUGACUGAGAAUUUGCGAGGAGUCAUUAAUCGGGUUAUGUUGACGCCCGAACCUGAAGUCUCGCCGCUUACUUACAGUUCGGACAGCGAGAUUGAGUGGGAGGGAUCUGAGGCCGAUAACGAAAUAUCUGACUUGUCGGCGGAAGGGCCUAACAUUGCACUCAUGUUAGAGGAGGCGGAGUGGGUACCGCAACCGGAAGCGAUGGUCUUGGUACCCCAUCUAAGAAAUGAAGAACUUUUAGGAUAUGACAACUUGGCUUUACCUGGGCCAGAAAAUAGAGGCUCACACGGUACUGGUCAAGCGAUACUUGCGUUGCCUCCCGCCGCGGACGCCACUGCUGACGAAUCCAAUGCGAGCGAUUCCAUGACCGUUGCUGUCCCUAACAGGAUGCGUUCUGAACCUGAGGAGACAGAAAGGCAGAUUCCCGCAUUGCCACCGGCGGUGCAGCACCCAGCUGUCUUGGCCGGUAAUGAAGUGGGGCGUCCUGCUUCUAGACCUACGAAUCGAGGUGGCUGCAGUCGUCAGUGGACUGCCUCCAGUACGGACGUGAGCCGAUCGGGACCUUGGCCGGCAGGCUCUAACUCCACCGCGUAUAGUCUUAUGCCUUCCACAUCCACCAUCAGAAAGACGUACAUUUACAAGAGAAGAUCGGUUGAGGGAACAUCAACAAGUCCUCCAACUGUGAUAGUCAACGAGAGCAUCAUCUCCCUACUUCUCAAACUUCACUCGCACCUAUCCGCUGUACCUGAUAGUUAUAAUCCCGACGAGCCACACGCGAGCGCCGACGGCGAGGACGAGAGCAUGGUUGGCGACGGACCGUUCUUCAUCGGAAAGCUACUGCACAAAAUCGCCACCUUGGAUACCGCUUGUAAGGACUUCAUAAACGAAACAAGGAAGAAGAUUUGGCCUCCACAACCGGAAUGCGAAGAAGAGCAGAAGAAACGCGAAAAUAAAGAGCGGGAGGAGCGAAGGCGGCGCGCGAAAGAGCGGCAACAGAAAUUAAUGGCGGAAUUCGCAUCCAAGCAAAAGCAGUUCAUGGAACGGAUGGAAACUGAUGAAGUCACCAGUGAUAUGGAAUGGGCCAACGAAGAAGUCUUACUAAGCAAGCAAGAAUACGAUUGCGUUAUUUGCAACCAAAGUACCGCAAGUACCGAGGACAAACCGAUGGGUCUAGUCGUUCUCGUUCAGGCGACCAGCGUCGUGGGUCACCGACGGCGGCAGGGUUACAGUGAACGCGUGGUGCUGCCGACGUGCGAGGAGGACAAGGAAGUAUUCCGAAAAGACGACACUCUAGCUUCAGAGUUUGAUAAAAGGGUCGAGGAGAUGCAUAGGCACUUUGAUCUGCAGUCGUGGCUACUUUCGAUUAAUUUAGGCUGGGAGGGUGGCGUGCACGUGCAGACCUGCGGUCAUCACCUUCAUUUAGACUGUUUAAAAUCGUAUUUGCAAUCGUUACGUUCGCAGCAGAGCACACGACAACAAAGUUUAGCACCGGACAAAGGGGAGUACUUGUGCCCGCUUUGUCGGCAGUUAGCGAAUUCCGUUCUCCCGUUAUCACCACAGCUAGGCGAUUGCGCGCAGAUUGUUAGGUCCCGUCCAGCGAACAUGUCCGACAUUUUACACGAGCUUAACGAUUUUUUGAAGGAAAAUAAACAGGCACCGAGUACCUCGAGCCUUUCUGAGGCAAUGGGUAAAGCAAUGGAAGACAUGACUAGUAGUACUCAGCUGAAACCGAUUUUCAAACCAAAAAGUGAUAAGCCAAGCUGCCAAACACUUUUCCUCUUUGUGACUUCGAUAGCGCGUACCAAUUUGGAGGUCGAGUUAGUGCAGAGAGGUGGAAGCUUAGUUUCUGUUAGCAGCGAACCCCCUAAUCCUCUCUUGCCUAAACGAGACUGCAUCGUUCCACUUUUGCACGUGCUCGCUGUGCAUGCUCGAGUCUUGGCCUUGUGGCCGGCUGGCGUUACGUUUCAGCAGCUUUGCGGACUACCUGCAUCACCACCUGCAGCAAAUGCACUAGCAGCUGUCGAAGUAGAGGUACCUUUAUUACUGAGAGAUCCGAUUGCUCUUUUACUUCAGUUUGUGCUUCUCUUGCCACUCCAUUUAGAUCAAACAUAUUUCACAACCGUAGUGAAAAUGAUGUAUAACCUGUUAUACUAUCAAGUUGUCACUCAAGUGUCAUGCGGACUAACCGGCGCGGAACGUCAGAAGGUAUGUGAGAGAGUUAAAACCGACAGAAUCGAUUCGCUCGCAAGCGCACUGUCGCUAAUAAACGAAUCCCUUGGAAACACCGAUCUGUAUAUGGAAGACGACGGUAUGAGCUGCACUCAGGCCACCCAACUAAACAUGGUCGCCCUCGAGCAGCAAGUUCAAAAGUUGUGUUUGCCCUUCCUGCGCAUCUCCGCACUUUUACGCCACCAUAUCUACAAUCAACCGCUGCCCGACAUAAGAGUGCCGCAAAGCGAGUUUGUGAGGUUAGUUUACUACUUAGAGCUCGUGACCGAGGGUAUGGAUUGGGAUUGUUUCAACGCCGCGGUCGCUCUAAAUUGGCCAUCGGACGUAAACGUAACGGUAGUCUCGCCGCAAACUUGGUGCGUGCAGUUGGCCGCCUUCGUUCAUAAAAGCCAGUUUGCCGCCAGAUCGUUUUUAGUCGACCAGCAUAUAACGUGGCAUCCGCCGAAAUUGUUAGAAUUACCUAGGGAAUAUGAGAAAAUAUUCACGUAUUACCACGAGAGGCCGUGCAGUCAGUGCCACUCGAUUCCUCAGGAGACCACAAUUUGUUUGCUAUGCGGAACGAUCGUGUGUCUAAAACAGAACUGCUGCAAGCAACAGAACGUUUGCGAGGCCGUCGCGCAUUCGCAAGAGUGUGGCGCCGGAACAGGCAUAUUUUUAGUCGUUACGUCGACUUAUACAAUCGUGAUUCGCGGUCGACGGGCUUGCCUAUGGGGUUCACUUUAUUUAGAUGAAUUUGAAGAGGAGGAUCGCGAUCUAAAGCGUGGAAAACCUCUAUACUUAAGCAGAGAUAGAUAUCAAUUAUUAGAACAGCAAUGGCUAGCUCAUCGUUUCGAUCACACGAAAAAGACAUGGGUCUGGCAUAGAGAUGCGCUGUGAAACAAAGCUGCGUAAUAGGAAUUUAUUUUUAUUUAUUAAUCUGCGUUUAUGGAAUGUAAUUGCUGUUUCAAAAAAAAGAAUGCGUAAGCACUUUCUUCUACAUGUGCUUUCCUAUGAUGUAAUUUUAAUUUUUGAACGUUAGUAGGUAAUUACUAAUUUUUUUGGAAAUACACUGUAUGUCGGUCUAAUUUUCUACUCAUUAUUCCAUCUAGUCAACGAAAAACGAUCGUAAAAAGCGACCCGUGAAUUUUUAAUUGUGAUCUGUUGCUUUUAUUAUUGCACCUGCACCAAUUAUGUAAUUGUAAUAACGCACUUUAAGAUUUACUGCAAAUUUUUAGUUGUCUUCCAAUUUUAUUUAUACAGUGUAUUUUAUUUAAAUCAGAAACUAAACAUUAUAAACAAACUACGGGAUAAAAAGUGUGUGAGUGUCGCCGUAGUUGUAACGGUCGAUUGAAGGGCUUGUGAUAAAACUUAAUUUUAAUAUAAUUAUUAUGUAUCAUAAAAAUAGGAUUACACUACUUUUUGAGUCUUCUGCGUGCACUUAGAGACUGCUUUUACAAUAUCUAGGGUGCAUUCAGAUCUGCUCUUGUUUCAGCCGUGAGGGCAUAUAUUGUUUAUUUAUUAAAUUACAAAAAAAAAUUACUUUAUACAUGUUUAACAUUAAUGUAGAUCGGAAUACUUUCGACGCCUCGGAUCUAUGUAAAUUUUAUCGAUUGUAUUUGAAAAAUAAAUUUGAAAUGUGAUAAAAACCGAAAAA
Molecule: messenger RNA, 4858 nt
Organism: Photinus pyralis (common eastern firefly)
Lineage: Eukaryota; Metazoa; Arthropoda; Insecta; Coleoptera; Lampyridae
Product: E3 ubiquitin-protein ligase Ubr3-like
Exons: 14
Coding region: 16-4101 (1361 amino acids)
Biological process (GO): protein ubiquitination; ubiquitin-dependent protein catabolic process via the N-end rule pathway
Cellular component (GO): ubiquitin ligase complex; cytoplasm
Molecular function (GO): ubiquitin protein ligase activity
Source: RefSeq, a predicted model, not a curated record